Lolium rigidum is the source of this 1238-nucleotide messenger RNA. RefSeq names its product probable NOT transcription complex subunit VIP2. NCBI's taxonomy places the organism in Eukaryota, Viridiplantae, Streptophyta, Magnoliopsida, Poales, Poaceae. The transcript is spliced from 6 exons. Gene Ontology annotation, biological process: nuclear-transcribed mRNA poly(A) tail shortening. Bases 78 to 1049 code for a protein of 323 amino acids. Gene Ontology annotation, cellular component: CCR4-NOT core complex; P-body. The record is from RefSeq and is a predicted model, not a curated record.
CUGUGUCGUCGUGCAGUUUCUGUGGACAAUCUUCAGGCGCUCCCUACUGCUGACUUGCUGUUUUGUUUGUCAUCACAAUGUCAGGCUUGCUCAACUCAAAUCUUAACAGUUCGGCAUCAAAUCUUCCAGACUCAACAGGACGGCCAUUUACAGCAUCCUUUUCUGGCCAAUCUGGAUCACUUCAAGGUUUCCAUCACUCUGGUCUGCACAACAUUCAUGGAAAUUUCAAUCUUCCAAAUAUGCCUGGAUCGCUUGCUCAAAGGAAUGCUGCAAUGAGCGGCCUUCCAUCCUCUGGGGUUCAGCAAACUGGAGGGAGCAUUUCAGGGAGAUUUGCUUCCAACAACCUUCCAGGUGCCAUGUCUCAGAUUCCUCAUGCACAUUCAGGUGUCGGUGGUAGAGGAAUGAAUGUUGGUGGAGGUCAAGCAUAUAGUAGUGGCAUGAAUAUUGGUGGUACCAUUCAAGGCUUAUCCUCAAACUUGGGCAACAGUGUCAAUCGGAAUUCUGUUCCGGGCAUGUCCGCGUCUCCAGCUUUAGGAAACUUGGGUCCACGUAUUACAAGUUCUGUGGGAAAUAUUGUGGGCGGGAGUAACAUUGGAAGAAAUAUGAGCUCUGGUGGUUUGUCGGUGCCGAGUAUCGCGUCACGCAUGAAUUUUGGUGGGAAUACCGGGAGUGGAAGUCUAAAUGUGCAAGGAUCCAACAGGAUGAUGAAUGGCCUUCUUCCGCAAGGAUCAUCUCAACUAAUUAGUAUGAUUGGAAGUUCAUAUCCAUCGUCUGGAGGUUCAUUAUCCCAGAACCAAAUGCAAGGUGGUAAUAAUUCUCUAGGUUCUAUGGGGAUGCUACAUGACCAUGGUGACAAUGCUCCAUUCGACAUCAAUGAUUUUCCCCAGUUGACUGGCCGACCUAGUUCUGCUGGUGGGCCGCAAGGACAAUAUGGAUCACUACGGAAGCAAGGAGUUGGUGUUAACACUAUUGUUCAACAAAACCAGGAAUUCAGUAUUCAAAAUGAAGAUUUCCCGGCGUUGCCAGGAUUUAAAGGUGGUUACAGUUGAAUUAUUCUAGAACCUAUCCGACUCAGUGAGAUUGUCCACAUUAUACUUUUGUUGUAUUGGUGCAUGAUUAUUUAAUUGUGUUACUUUGUGACCUAAAGUUCGUAUCGGUUUACAUGUCUAUUACUAUACAGACCUGCUACUCUGUACUUAUUUACUCCAGCAUUUGAACAGCUUAGUUCCCAACAAUAC